AUGGCAGCAAUCGAAGGCACAGGCUCUGACGACCCCGAUGUGGCUGGUUCCUAUGUGGUCGUCGUGCCCAAGUCGGACGCUCCGCUUGUGAUCUCCCCCGACCUCGACGCACUCCUCGCUCACGACCAGCGGACGCGUGAGCCCGAGACACGGUCCCUGGGCCAGCCCAAGGCAUCCGGCCUUCCCCCUCCCCCGAGACCCAAGAAGUCCGCUGUCAGCAGGCGACCGACCUCGCCUGUCAUCACCAGGAUUCGCGACGCCGAACGGGUACCGCCUGUCCCCAACCCGUACAUCAACCGUCCGCCUGCGCUUGAAAUCCGUUAUCAGGCGCGGGUAUCUCAGGACGAACUUCCCGCAACCGUCGCGCAGGAAAUAUCUCCGGACUCCCCCUCUACGCAGUCGACUGCGUCGUUGGAAGACGUACGCCGUUCCUCCGGGGAAUCCUCGCGUUCAAAUCGCAUUCCGCACCCCUCUCUGUCGCUGCCUCGAGUAGACAAGGUGUUGGGCAUGGCGAAGGGGGCAUUCAUGAAGUUGGCGGAUAAUAACGGUCUUAAGCGGGUUGACGGAGGGCUCGUGUCGGACGCGUCUUCGACCGAUCUGUCCAACACGCCGCCCGCAGUGUCGCACGUUCCUUCGUCGUCACAGGAUGCCACCGAGAGCAUUGGCUCCUCUACUUCGCGGCGACGCCCUCCCGAACAUCGCAUCAGUAUAUCCAGCACGAUGUACGCGUCGGAUUCAAGGUCGUCGCUGGAGAGCCACUUUUACCGUACCGGGCGGCCAUCCGCUGAAGGCUCACAACCCCCUACUCCAUAUUCACAGGACGGGGAGCUCCGUUUCCACCACUCACCUGACCGCGAGUCAUUCAUCGAUCUAGCUUCUCCCAGCUCGCCACCGCCGUCGGCAUUCCACUUCUACUCAAGCUCUCACUCCAGGAAUACGACCCAGUCGCCCGCCUCUCCGGAUCGCCGCAGCGGGAUGCCGAGUAGUCCAGGUCCGGAAGUCUCACAAGCACGCGGCUCCGCUGCUUGGCUCAUGCGACCGUCGCUCACGGCUGCUCGUCGCUCAGCAUCCGUCGAUCCACCAUUAAGCAGGGUCAAGGCGGGAUCCCGGCAAGCGUCGCCCGCCCGAGGCAACAAACGUGAACUGUUGCCGACCUUGCCUCCCACGACGAACAUCCUCAACUCCCAUGAACGCGCUGAAUUGAUCAAGAAAACCAGGAAGAUAACGAAGAUGUUUGGUCAGACGCCGGAUGUCGUCUCUAGUCAGUACCCGGACAGCCCAUCGAACCGGCUACUACUACCUGUUGCUUCCGGCAUCAACAAGGGACAUACGCGAGGCGCGGCAUCCAUAGCGUCUUCUGCGGAAGCUUCUACUUCGCAGAAAUCGGCACAUGCCUCGCAACGCCCUCAGUACACAUCCGUUACGGGUCGUCGACACUCGGCACCCUUGAGCCCUGAUCACUUCUCGUUCUUGUCAGAUAUGGAUCCCGAGCAAUCUCCCAAGUCACCGCCUUCAAUCUCUGAAGCUCGCCGAGCAGGCGUCGACACUGGUAGUGAUGGUGAAGUGACAUCUCGAAGAGCGCCUGGCCCAGAUCGAAAAUCGGUCGCCCAGAUCUCUCCGACGUCGUUCAUGGACUUCACCGAAGGGGACCAAACCGACGAUACUUCUACUAUUGCUGCCGCCUCGCCAUCCCCAGGACCCGGGAGACUUUCGCAGUUUUCGGUAGUCACGCCGUCCAUUCUCGAGCAUAUGACUCCAGAGGAGAGAACCGAGGAGGAGCGCAAGCGCAAGCGCGAACGGCUGGCAAAGCUUCAUCGCUUUCUGGGUUCACGCGUACCUCCUGGGUUGGUGCUCGAUUUACCGGACACAGAGCCCACGUUGCCGCCACCGGCAGCAGUCCUCGAGCGUUCGGUCUGGGAAGCGGGUGAGGUAAAGGCCCGGCGCCGCCGGAGCAGCUCGGCGGCUGUUUUCCCAACUAGGUGGUCCGAUGAAGUUGAUAGAGUGAAGCAAGAACUUGACGAGCACGAGAAGGCUAUCAACGUCCGCAGGGCACUGAAGAUGGAACGCGUGUUCGGAGUUGCACCCCCACAAACGCUCUAUCAUACCCGCCAGGCAUCUGUAGCUCUCCCACUUCCAUCCCCGCCCAUCAAGGGUGCGGUCUCUCAGCCUGUCUCACCGGUGCUAGGAGGACGCAAUCGGCCUCCAGGACUUGCGAUCAAGCUAAAGUCGAAGAAAAAGAAGGCGGAAAGACCCGGGACGUCUGACUCUAACAAGCAACUACUACCUUCAAGAGGUGGCGAGGAAGAGGACUCUCCAGACGGGGCUUCACAUUUAGCUGGCGAUGUCUACGGGAACUACCGUGCUUCAUUGAACUCUCUCUCGGAUAUCAUCGACAGGGAUGACCGUCAGUCCCUCGCCGAACUUCACGAAUACCUGCAUAGUGAUGCUAUCGAGUCCUUUGUUCAACUGGCUGCGCAGAAAUACGGUCAAGCAACCGCCAAUUCCAAUUCGGACGAGAUCUCCGAAACAUCCUCGGUGCUUUCACAACGCCGCCGCUCGCUCCCCAUGUCCUCGUCUUCUGAUGUAGCCACUAUCGCGGAAAGCCCUGUUCCGGGGUCUUCGUUCCAAGUACGGAGAAGACGCGCGGCCAAGUUGACACACUUCUUCGGCGUGGACUAUUGCGAACUGGUCGGCGAAAUCCUUGACAGUAUCGAGAAGGGCGUGGAAGAGGAAAGGGGUAGGGGUUCACUGCGUCCGGAGGAGGCUCAGGUCGGCUCACCCUUCUACGUCUUUCGGAUCCUACUGAGCAUCGCCUUCCUCACAGGACUUGCUUUCACGGCUCAGGAAGUUGAAAAUGAAGGGAAUGCGUUGACUGCUUGCAACUUAUGCGGAAGUCUUGAGGCUAGACCUUUGGACUGA
This is a messenger RNA of Punctularia strigosozonata HHB-11173 SS5, 2919 nucleotides long. RefSeq lists its product as uncharacterized. The transcript has 5 exons. The record is from RefSeq and is a predicted model, not a curated record. Bases 1 to 2919 code for a protein of 972 amino acids. NCBI's taxonomy places the organism in Eukaryota, Fungi, Basidiomycota, Agaricomycetes, Corticiales, Punctulariaceae.